Messenger RNA from Botrytis deweyae, 180 nucleotides. RefSeq lists its product as uncharacterized. The transcript has a single exon. NCBI's taxonomy places the organism in Eukaryota, Fungi, Ascomycota, Leotiomycetes, Helotiales, Sclerotiniaceae. The record is from RefSeq and is a predicted model, not a curated record. The coding region runs from base 1 to 180 and encodes 59 amino acids.
AUGGAGCAAAUAUGCAUCCUCGAGGGAGUCACACUUAUGAUUGGAGAUCCCCCUGACGACUACAAGAUCAUCAGAAUCACAAUGCGCUGUUUUGAUGAUUCUUUUAUCAUGGUUUAUAGUCCAGCUCAAGUAGCCAUAUCACCAUAUCUCCUGGCACGACGCGACGAAUCCCUAAGUUAA